UUCGCCCCCAGUCCCACAGGCUUCUUGCACCUGGGGGGCCUCCGUACUGCCCUUUACAACUACAUCUUUGCGAGGAAGCACCAGGGGAGCUUCAUUCUGCGGUUGGAGGACACAGAUCAGACCCGCCUUGUGCCCGGGGCAGCGGAGAAUAUCGAGGACAUGCUGGAGUGGGCAGGCAUCCCCCCUGAUGAGAGCCCCCGGCGGGGAGGUCCUGCAGGACCCUACCAGCAGUCCCAGCGGCUAGCUCUGUAUGCCCAAGCCACAGAUGCACUGCUACAUACUGGAGCUGCCUACCCCUGUUUCUGCUCACCACAGCGGCUAGAACUCCUAAAGAAGGAGGCCCUGAGGAACCAUCAGACACCCCGGUAUGACAAUCGGUGCCGGGACCUGAGCCAGGAGCAGGUGGCCCAGAAGCUGGCCACAAAUCCCAAGCCUGCCAUCCGCUUCCGCCUGGAGGAGGAGGCACCAGCAUUCGAGGACCUGGUAUAUGGCUGGAACCGGCAACGAGUGGCCAGUGUGGAGGGGGACCCGGUCAUCCUGAAGAGCGAUGGCUUCCCCACCUACCACCUGGCCUGUGUGGUGGAUGACCACCACAUGGGUGUCAGCCACGUCCUGCGGGGCUCCGAAUGGCUCGUCUCCACCUCCAAGCACCUGCUGCUUUACCAGGCGCUGGGCUGGCAGCCACCUCGCUUUGCCCACCUGCCCCUGCUUCUCAACAGGGAUGGCAGUAAGCUGUCCAAGAGACAAGGGGACAUUUUCCUGGAGCAUUUUGCUGCUGCUGGCUUUCUGCCUGAUGCCUUGCUCGACAUCAUUACAAACUGUGGCUCAGGGUUUGCAGAGAACCAGAUGGGCAGGACCCUGCCAGAGCUGAUCGCGCAGUUUGACCUGAGCCGGAUCUCCUGCCACUCAGCCCUGCUGGACCUGCAGAAGCUUCCAGAGUUCAACAGGCUGCACCUCUGUCGGCUGGUGAGCAGUGAGACCCAGAGGCAGCAGCUGGUGAGGAAGCUUCAGGCCCUGGUGGAGGAGGCUUUUGGACCCCAGCUGCAAGACAGAGAUGUCCUAAACCCCGUGUACAUGGAGAGGGUCAUCUUACUGCGACAGGGCCAUGUCUGCCGCCUUCAGGACUUGGUCUCCCCGACAUAUUCUUAUCUGUGGACUCGCCCUACUGUGGGCCGAGCGCAGCUCAGCGCCAUCUCAGAGAAGGUGGACGUGAUUGCCAAGCACGUGCUGGGGCUCUUAGAAAGAUCUGAAACAAGCUUAAGCCAAGAUGUGCUGAAUGGAGAACUGAGGAAGCUGUCAGGAGCACUGCACGGCACCAAGCACAACGCUGUGAUGCGACUCCUCCGCAUGGCCCUCAGUGGGCAGCUGCAGGGACCUCCUGUAGCUGAAAUGAUGGUGUCCCUGGGACCAAAGGAAGUGCGGGAACGAAUCCAGAAGGUGCUUGCCAGCUAGAGAGAAGGUGUGCAGCACAGUGGAGGUGGCCCGGUGCCUGUGACCUGGAAGCUGCCUGAGGAGGAAGAGGAAAGAGGAGAGACGGUGGCAGCCUGGGGCCUGUCAGAAAGGGAACAAAUCAAGGAGCCGAGAGUGGAAACGGAGACUCGGAGUGCAAACAGCCUUUGUGGCUCCACAGCAGACAUGUCGUCCUCACUGGCCAAGGAAGCUGGCCUGGCUUUCUUCAUCACUUCGUUUUGAGACACCGUGAUCGACAUCUACAGCCCUAAGUGGGAGGGGCUUAUCGUAUCUCACACUUUGCGCAGGUUCCAUCCAGAGUCGCCUCACUGCAAGGCAAGGCAUCAGGCAGGAGAAGGAGCUCGGGCAUCGUGCAUGAUGGCAGGAAGCAGAGGGCAAUUGAGGAGGAGGGAGAUAGGCCCUGCCAGGCCAGGCCCCAGUGACCGUCCCCCACCAGGCUGCACCUCCCAACGUCACCUUCAGCUGUAAACCCGUCAGUGGACUAUCCACUGUGAGUGUCACACACUUGUGAUCAGUCACUGCCCAAAAGCUCCACCUAGCAGUGAGUGGGAUUUUAGGGGGACCUGUAGAUACAAACCGCAAAACCGGCUUUCCUCCUCGACUGGAAAGGAGGCCUCGUGUCUGGUUUUUCCACAACACAUUACAUAAUAGAGACUAGGCGUUGGUUCAGAAAAGUCAACAUCCCAAAAUAGUGCGGUAGGCUUAGGUAUUAAUCUGCAAGGGCCACCACAGCAAAAUUCCACAGAACUACAGAUUUUAUUUUGCACAGUUAUGGAAGCUGGAAUCCCAAGAUUCAGGUCAGCCGGAUUGGUUUCUCAUCUUGGCAUGCAGACAAGUUGUCUUCUAGCUGUGUCCUCCCAGGGUCUUCCUAUGCAGACACCUCCCUCGUCUCUAUGUUCUGAUCACUUCUCCGGACAUCAUCAGGUUAGAUUAGGGUGUACCCUAACAGCUGCAUGUUAAACUUGACCCUUUUUAAAGGUUAUUUCUAAAUACGGUCCGCAUUCUGAAGACUACAAGGUAGGCCUGCCACAUAGCCACAUACGAAUUUGGGGGACACAGUUUACCCAUAACAAGCCUGGACUCGGAUCCUGGUUCUUAGGCCCACUUUAGGGUUACACCAGUAACAGUGAACAAAAACAGGACCGACCUGGAUGUCAGGCUGACACUGAGGACUGUGCAGGAGAAGUUAUUCAUGUGCCAGGGGUAAGCACCAGUGUUUUGUGCUCUUUGUCUCUUCCUUAAAUGCUGUGUGUUCUCUUUUCUAGUUCUCCCAGCAUGGUCCCUGGACUGGAGAUCUCCCCUACCUGUUCUGUGUGUUUUUCUUCAUGUCUUCCCCUUUCUCCACCAUUGCUUGUAAUGGUUUUUUAUUACAAAUGUAAACACGUAGUGUAAUACUUGUAACGGUUUUGCAUUCCACCAUUACUUGUAAUGAUUUUUUUUCGUUGUUUUGGUUUUGGUUUUUUUGAGACACGGUCUCACUAUGUA
Molecule: messenger RNA, 2955 nt
Organism: Fukomys damarensis (Damara mole-rat)
Lineage: Eukaryota; Metazoa; Chordata; Mammalia; Rodentia; Bathyergidae
Gene: Ears2
Product: glutamyl-tRNA synthetase 2, mitochondrial
Exons: 9
Biological process (GO): glutamyl-tRNA aminoacylation
Molecular function (GO): tRNA binding; zinc ion binding; glutamate-tRNA ligase activity
Source: RefSeq, a predicted model, not a curated record